Papilio polytes (common Mormon) is the source of this 1218-nucleotide messenger RNA. RefSeq lists its product as uncharacterized. The transcript has 2 exons. The record is from RefSeq and is a predicted model, not a curated record. Lineage: Eukaryota; Metazoa; Arthropoda; Insecta; Lepidoptera; Papilionidae. The coding region runs from base 343 to 1077 and encodes 244 amino acids.
AAAGAAGUGUGUGAUUACGCUUUAUUAUAAUAGUAUAGAUACUAACGAGAAUUCAAAGAUCUUUAUAACUUAAAUAGAAGUCAACUCUGUAUUCUUGCCAACUUUUAUGCAAAAGUUUGAUUGUGGGUUUUUACAAUUCACAAAUGAUAACAAUUAUUUUUUUUUAAUCAAAUCUUAAUAUAAAAUUAGACUUAUCAAAGGAAAUUACGAAACUUGUUUAUUUAUCAAAAAUGUUAUUACGACAUAUCUAAAGAUAAUGAUCUAAAAGCGAUAGUAAAAGCGUAUAAAUAUGGUUGAAUAGUAUAAAUUAGGAAUUAUCAAUAAAUAAUAAAUGUAACAAAAAUGUUCGAAUUCAAAGGUGAUUUACAAAAUUUAACAACAAGGCAACUAGAAUUUAUUAGUGAUGUGCUUAGAAAACAUAACUACGUAGGUACAGCAGUUUGUAUAGAAAAUGUUGGAGAGAAAGGUGACAAUUACGGUUCUCAAGUCAAAAGGAUUAAAGUGCAGUUUGGAAAUGGUAAAGAGUUUAAAGUUAUAGCAAAAAUAUUGCCAAAUAAUAUGAAACAAAAUGAUAUAGUAAAUUCAAUAUUUAUGAAUGAAAUCAUUAUGUUUAAUGAAGUACUGCCUAAGUUUAGAGAGUUGCAAGAAAAUGUAGACAUUCCCGAAGAAGGUUUGUUCCAAUACCCUGUCUGUUACGGAGCUUUAAAAGAAAUAGAUAAUGAAAUAAUAUUGAUAGAAGACUUGGAAAUAUCUAAUUAUACAAUGUUGGAAAAGAUAAAUACAUUAAGCAAUGACACAGUAAAACUUGUACUAAAGAAUAUAGCAAACUUUCACUCCAUGUCUUACGUAUUAAAAAACAAAGAACCACAACUAAUAAACAAAUUGUCAGAAUCAUUAUUUGAUCCAAUGUUUAAUUCAAAAAACAUAACUCAGCCUGAAGUAUUCUUUGAUGGUGUAAUACGAGAUUUUAGGACAAUGUUUAACACUAGCAAAUAUAAAGACAUUACAAUAAAUGUAAUGGAAAAUUUUGUUAAUACUUGGAAGAAACUCAUCUCAAGCGACAGAGGCACAAAAUAAAGUGUUAUUCUGCACGGAGAUUUAUGGACUAACAAUAUUAUGUUUCAGAUGCAGAAUGGAUCACCAGUCAACUGCACAUUCAUCGAUUACCAAAUGUCUCGAGAACUUAUCCCAGUAGCCGAUAUCCAUUAUUUCAUAUUU